CUGCAAGUGUCUGGCAAUACCCUGGCAAUCAACACCACAGUGCCUCGCCUUCUUAAGGGCGGUGACUUUGAUGUAGUCAUUGGAGAUGUUCGGUACUCAGUUGACAAUCCUGGGCACGAGCUGAAGAACGAGUACAGGCGACUAUGCAUCUCUGUGAAGAACCUAGGAGCGCUAAUGGAUGCAGAAUCUGUGCAUAC
Sphaeroforma arctica JP610 is the source of this 197-nucleotide messenger RNA. RefSeq lists its product as hypothetical. The transcript has a single exon. The annotation marks the transcript as partial. Lineage: Eukaryota; Ichthyosporea; Ichthyophonida. The record is from RefSeq and is a predicted model, not a curated record.